GGGUGGCGCCCUUCGCCCUAUUGCCCAUGGCCAAAUAUUUGGCUCUUGGUCUUUGUCUUCUCUGCAGAGGCGAUCCUUGCGGAUCCGAUGACUGCGACAGCCUUGGCUUGUUUCAGCAACGGAUUCAUGGAAGCCACAAGUUGCAGAGGGAGGGCGGACUCGCUCCUCCAAGCGGUCCAAACGCGGAAGUGCAGGCGACCUACGCUGCUCUGACCUUUGCAUUGAAUGAGAGCACAGACUUUGUGAAGGACAAGCUCACCCAGUCUCCGUUGAUUCCCAAACAGGCCGUCAGUCUGGGUCUUGGGAUUAAUAUGGAGAUUGAUCACGUUAUGGCCCUCAACAGGCCAGAUCUGGUAUUUUUCGACCCAGUUUGGACUGAAGCAGGUCUGCAAGUCGACGUGGACAUUCACAACUUACAUGCUUCGGGUCUUUUGGACGUGACUGCCCCCCAGUCAAAGGGCCAUCUCAACCUCACCGGAGGAGGUCAUUUUCGUGUGAGUCUCAGCACUGCGGUUUCAGAUGGCCGUUUGGCUGUGAAAGUCGUUCAGCUGGUGGCUCAAAGCCUCAACGUGGUGCCCGCGAUUCACCUCAGCUGCACCUCCGUGGACUUCCUGAGCGCAGUGCCCUGCGCCGUGAUCGGCGCGCUGCAGGGCGAUGUGCCAGGAGAUUCAUCGUGGACAUCAUCGUCUUCUUCGCCCAGUCAAGCAUCGAAGAGGCCCUGAAGAAUGUGGUGGAGAGCAAGCUGGCGGAGAACCUGGCCACGAUCCCGCGGAAGUUUCCGCUGCAGUUCGGGAACAGGAGCCAUCCUGUUUGCACCUUGCCUUUGACCUUCUGGGACUCACACAUUUACCGCACAUGAAAUCCGCUGCCCUGCAGGUGCAGGCGGUGGACGCGUGCCGUGGCCAGUCCGUGGCCUCUGCGCCCAACAGCUCCGUGGAGCUGGCGCCGCCGGCGCAGGUGUACAACACCUCCAUGUUCUCCAUAACGCUCAGCGGCAGCGUGGCCAACGAUGUCUUGCAGAUCAUGCAUGACACUCAGCUGCUGCAGGUCACUGUGUUCCCCAAGGAUAUUCCGGCGGACAGCACGUUUGGUCUGGAUACCAACACUCUGGGCUGGGCCUUCUAUUGCCCCUGGCUGGCGACCAAGUACAUCUGGGAAUGCCCCUACUGGGAUCCUUGCCCUGUGGCAGCCACGAUUCGAUCUUCCAGCCCUCCACAGGUGCAGAUGCGGGAAGGUGGGGUGGAGAUGACGAUUCCCUUGUCAGUGGAUUUCCUCUUGCUGGACUUUGCGGAGAACGAAACGUCCACGUCAUUGCGAAACAGCACCUUCCUGUGGAGAGUCAACACCACUGCGCAUGCAGUGAUGCUGCCAAAGGUUGCAAGUAACAGAGGUGCGCCAUGUAAGCAGACCUUCAAGGCGACCGUUGACUCUUUGAAUGCAACCUGGUUUGAUGUCACAGAGACGAUGGAGGACUCCUGGGUGGCUACUGCUCUUUCCAUUAACGUUUUCAUGCCGGUACUGCUGAGUUAUCCGCUGGAGAUCAUGAAUGAGCACCUGGAUGAGGGCGUGCCUAUCGAUGCAAUUGGACUGGGCAGCUCCUUGUACGCCUUUGCAAAUUCCUCUUUGUCGCCAUCUGCUGAUAGCAUCCUCUUCAACACCGAUGUGCUUCUAGCCGAAGAUUGCUGAUGCCACAGAAUUCAGUAGAACACGACUUAGGAUCAGAACAAGUGAUCCGAAGUGAUUCAAUCCAG
Molecule: messenger RNA, 1751 nt
Organism: Effrenium voratum
Lineage: Eukaryota; Dinophyceae; Suessiales; Symbiodiniaceae
Source: the annotation of a GenBank genome assembly